AUGCCGUCGUCUAUAUUAACGCCAUCCACAGCCGCCGCCGCCGCCGCGCCCUCCCGGGUCGUGGUUGUCGGUUCGGGCCUAGCGGGCCUCAGCGCCUCUUCCGAACUCGUCGCCAGGGGCGUGCCGGUCCAUAUCCUCGAGCGCCAGCAGAAGCCCGGUGGGAACUCGAUCAAGGCGUCGAGCGGCAUCAACGGCGUCCCGACCAGGUUUCAAGUAGCUGGGUCGGACUCCGUGGCGGAUUUCUACAACGACACGCUGAGGUCUGCGGGUGCGAGCUUCAGGGCCUCCAAGACAGAGGCGAGGCAGAAACUCAUUGCGGAGCUGACAGACUCCUCUGCUUCGGCUAUCAACUGGCUCGUCGAUGAAAAGGGCAUCGACCUGUCUCACGUCGCCCAGCUGGGUGGCCACAGCCAUGCGCGAACUCAUCGUGGAUCGGGGCCCACUCCGCCCGGCGCCAGCAUCGUGUUGACGCUGCUGAAACAACUCCAAGCCAGUCCCCUCGUGACGCUCCAGACAGGCACAACGGUCACAAAGAUCCUGAAGUCGGAUGGGGAGGUGAGAGGGGUGCAGGCCUCGCGUGACGGCAAGCCGGAGACAAUCGAAGGGCCCGUGAUAUUCACGGCCGGUGGGUUCGCCGGCGAUUCGUCAGGGCUGCUCGCUCAGUAUCGACCAGACCUAGAGGGAUUCCCAUCCACCAACGAAGCGCUUCCGGGAUCUCAAAGCUUGUUGACGGGGGUUGGCGCACAUCUGAUCGACAUGGACCAGGUGCAGGUCCACCCGACGGGAUUCGUGGAUCCCAAGGAACCAUUCAAGCGGACAAAAUUCCUGGCGGCCGAGAUCCUGAGGGGUGAAGGCGGAAUUCUCCUCAGAGAAGGACAGAGGUUUGUCAACGAAUUGAAACUGAGGAAGCAAGUCACAGAUGCCAUCGUGGCCAGGCCUCCCAAAGACUUACAACCGACUAAGCAGUGGGAUAUCCAGAUCUUGCUGGAUGAGGCCGCAUAUGAGGUUGCCAAGGCACAUGUCGACUUCUAUAUCUGGAAAGGCCUGAUGCGAAAGACAACAAUAUCAGAGCUGGAGCAUUCGGCUUCGGUUCUGGACACGAUAAAGCAGUAUGCUGCAACCGUACAAGGCAAACAUACCGAUCCGCUGGGUCGGUCCUCGUUUGGACACUGGGGGUUGCAAGAUCCAAGGCCGGACUCGACCGUCUACGUCGGCACCGUCACUCCAGUCGUUCACUAUACCAUGGGAGGAGCCAUCUUCUCGCCCGAGGCCGAAGUUCUGGACAGCAGCGGAACGUCAAUCAAAGGACUGUGGGCGGCAGGAGAGGCUACCGGCGGCAUCCACGGGGACAACCGGCUAGGUGGAAGCAGCCUGCUCGAGUGUGUGGUGUUUGGGCGGAUUGCUGGUCGAAAUGCUGCAAAAUUCUUGGGGGUACAGGCUCUGCAGACGGGCUCGUGA
Messenger RNA from Fonsecaea erecta, 1458 nucleotides. RefSeq lists its product as hypothetical. The record is from RefSeq and is a predicted model, not a curated record. The transcript has a single exon. The coding region runs from base 1 to 1458 and encodes 485 amino acids. NCBI's taxonomy places the organism in Eukaryota, Fungi, Ascomycota, Eurotiomycetes, Chaetothyriales, Herpotrichiellaceae. Gene Ontology annotation, molecular function: oxidoreductase activity; FMN binding.